AUGCCGCUGCAGGCUGUUAUGCUGGUCGUCGACAACUCGGAGAGCAGUCGAAAUGGAGACUACACACCCUCUCGCUUCGACGCCCAGGCCGAUGCCAUAAAUAUCCUAUUCGACAGUGUCACGCAAGGGAACCCGGAAUCAUCAGUUGGCCUGAUGAGCAUGGGUGGCAAGGGACCUGAGGUCCUUUCGACACUGACCACAGAACGAGGCAAGCUGCUCGAGGGCAUGCACCGGACGAAGAAGAAGAUAUCUGGCUCGUCCAACCUGGCAACGGGCAUCCAGAUCGCCAGUCUCGCCCUCAAGCACCGACAGAACAAGUCGCAACGACAGCGCAUCGUCGUCUUCGUUUGCUCACCCGUGGCCGACGAUGAGAAGAAGCUCGUAACUCUCGCCAAGAAGAUGAAGAAGGGCAACAUCGAUAUCGACUUCAUUCUGUUCGGCGACCUAGACGAUGACGAUGUGCAAAAGAAGCUGGAGGCAUUCAACAACGUGGUCAAGGGUAACGAGAGCUCCCACCUCGUUGUCGUGCCCCCGAGCGGCAAGCUGCUGAGUGAUCAGCUCCUUUCUACGCCCAUCCUAGGCGGGGAGGGCGCUGCCGGCGGUGCUGGUGGUAGUGGCGGCGCCGAGGGCGGUGGUGACUUCGGUGGUUUCGACUUCGACCCCAGUGCCGAUCCCGAGCUGGCGCUUGCUCUGCGUAUGAGUAUGGAAGAGGAGAAUGCGAGACAGGCCAAGCAGACCAAGUCGGACGGCGCAGGCGAGGGCAAAACGGAACUGGAGGACAUCAAGGAGGAGGGUGAGAACCAGCCAUUGUUGAACGAGCAGGGUGAGGCGAGCGGAAGUGGAUCUGGGGGCAGCAAGGAUAAGAAAGACGACAGCGACAAGAUGGACACAUCAUAG
This is a messenger RNA of Anthostomella pinea, 897 nucleotides long. NCBI's taxonomy places the organism in Eukaryota, Fungi, Ascomycota, Sordariomycetes, Xylariales, Xylariaceae. The record is from the annotation of a GenBank genome assembly.